AUGGCCAACGCCCUCGACCACCUAAAUGCCGGCCGCACGCGCAUUGAAUGGCUCUCGCAGCUGAACACCGAAUACCACCCCGCCAAAGAGUAUCGCCGGACCUCCAUCAUCUGCACAAUUGGUCCCAAGACGAACUCCGCCGAGAAGAUUAAUAUGCUCCGCAAAGUCGGUCUCAACGUCGUUCGCAUGAAUUUCUCUCACGGCACGUACGAGUACCACCAAUCCGUCAUUGACAAUGCCCGCAAAGCCGAGAAGGAGAUGCCAGGCAGGCCCCUUGCAAUUGCUCUCGAUACCAAAGGUCCAGAAAUCCGGACGGGCAACACCGUCGGCGAUGCGGAUAUCCCAAUUAGCGCUGGGGACGUCCUCAACAUCACUACCGAUGAGGCGUACGCCACGAAGAGCGACAACCAUAAUAUGUAUGUCGACUACAAGAACAUCACCAAGGUGAUCGAAGCCGGCCGCACCAUCUACGUCGACGAUGGUGUCCUUUCCUUCGAGGUGCUCGAGGUUGUGGAUGAAAAGACUCUGAAGUGCAAGUGCGUCAACAACGGCAAGAUAUCCUCCAAGAAGGGUGUCAACCUCCCUAAGACUGACGUGGAUCUUCCCCCACUCUCCGAGAAGGAUAAGGCUGAUCUCCGGUUCGGUGUUAAGAACGGAGUCGACAUGAUCUUUGCUUCUUUCAUCCGCCGCGGAAGCGAUAUUACUGCCAUCCGAGAAGUCCUCGGAGAAGACGGAAAGGAUAUCCAAAUCAUUGCCAAGAUUGAAAACCAGCAGGGUGUGAACAACUUUGACGAGAUUCUCAAGGAGACGGACGGUGUCAUGGUUGCUCGAGGUGAUCUUGGAAUCGAAAUUCCCCCAAGCCAGGUCUUCAUCGCCCAGAAGAUGAUGAUCACGAAGUGCAACAUUGCAGGCAAGCCCGCGAUUUGCGCUACUCAGAUGUUGGAAUCCAUGACCUACAAUCCCCGUCCUACCCGUGCUGAAGUCAGCGAUGUUGGUAACGCUGUCUUGGACGGCGCGGACUGCGUCAUGUUGUCUGGUGAGACGGCUAAGGGCAACUACCCCGUUGAAGCUGUGACUAUGAUGCACGAGACGUGCUUGUUGGCUGAAGUUGCUAUCCCGUACGUUAGCGCAUUCGACGAGCUCAGGAAACUGGCUCCAGUCCCCGUCCCCACGACCGAGACCUGCGCCAUGGCAGCCGUUAGCGCUAGUUUAGAACAGAACGCUGGCGCUAUCCUGGUUUUAACUACUAGCGGAACUACUGCCCGCCUAGUCUCCAAGUAUCGACCCGUCUGCCCUAUUAUCAUGGUUACUCGUAAUGCAAUGGCGGCCCGGUACUCUCACCUGUACCGUGGAGUCUACCCAUUCUACUUCCCCGAAGAGAAGCCCGACUUUAGCAAGGCUCCGUGGCAGGAGGACGUUGAUCGUCGUCUGAAAUGGGGUAUCAUGAACGCCGUCAAGCUUGGUGUCCUCAACAAGGGCGACGCCGUCGUCUGCGUUCAAGGAUGGAGAGGUGGAAUGGGUCACACCAACACGCUGCGCAUCGUCCCUGCUACCGAAGAUCUGGGGCUGGACCAGGAAGCUUGA
Messenger RNA from Lindgomyces ingoldianus, 1584 nucleotides. Its product is annotated as pyruvate kinase. Gene Ontology annotation, molecular function: potassium ion binding; pyruvate kinase activity; magnesium ion binding. NCBI's taxonomy places the organism in Eukaryota, Fungi, Ascomycota, Dothideomycetes, Pleosporales, Lindgomycetaceae. The record is from RefSeq and is a predicted model, not a curated record. The transcript has 8 exons. Bases 1 to 1584 code for a protein of 527 amino acids. Gene Ontology annotation, cellular component: cytoplasm. Gene Ontology annotation, biological process: glycolytic process.